AUUAAUUUCAAACAUAUUUUUCUUUAAUGCAUUCAAUCGUACAUGCUGUAAUAUAAGAUUUUUGCUUAUGUGUGAAGUAAACAGAACACCGGAAGUUGGCUUGUGACUCAACAUACGGAAGAGAUAAUUUGAUAAACACUACAAAUUUUGUGUUGUGAGUGUACCCAGUCAACAUGGGUUCCUUGAACAUAAAAUGGGACCCAAAGAAUUUGGAAAUUAGGACAAAGUCAGUAGAGAAAACAUUGGAGCCUCUUGUUACACAGGUAACCACUUUAGUCAACCAGAAAGGACCAUCAAACAAGAAAAAAGGAAGAUCAAAGAAGGGUCAUGUUCUUGCUGCAGCUGUACAGAAGGCUACCCUUAACUUUGUAGAAAAAGGAGAGGAGAUUGCGAGAGAAAACCCUGAUGUUAAGGAAGACAUGUUGGCAGCAGUUGAUGAAGUCAGAAAAACAGGAGAAGCCAUGGGGCAAGCAUCAGAAGAGUUUGCAGCAGAUCCAUGUUCAUCUAUGAAGAGAGGGGCAAUGGUGCGUGCAGCACGUGCUCUCUUAUCUGCUGUAACUAGACUGCUUAUCUUAGCUGAUAUGGUAGAUGUCCAUCUACUGCUAAAAUCUCUCCGAGUGGUGGAGAAUGAUUUAGAUCGUAUUCGUAAUGCGUCUAGUCAGCAAGAAUUGAUGGACAGCUUUAAGGAGUUUGGGAAGAGUGUUGUAGAGCUGUCAGAGAGAGCAGCACAGAGACAAGCAGAUCUAAAGGAUCCUAGGAGACGUGAUGACCUUGCAGCGUCCAGGGCAACAUUAAAGAAGAGCAGCAUGAUGUUGUUAACAGCAUCAAAAGCGUAUGUUCGACACCCGGAGCUGGCGGCUGCUAGAGCAAACAGAGACUGGGCUUAUGAGCAGUUGUGUGAUGCUGUCAACACUAUAUCAGGUGUUGCCCAGGCAACCGGGCAGUCAAGUGCUCAUCCAUAUGAAGGUGCUGGAGAACUUGCUGCAGCUCUUGAUGAACUCAUGCAAAAAGUGAUAAUGGAUCCACUAACAUAUAACGAGGUACGUAUGAGGCCGUCCCUCGAGGAGAGAUUAGAGAGUAUUAUCAGUGGUGCCGCAUUAAUGGCAGACUCAGCGUGCACGAGGGAGGAUAGACGGGAGAGGAUCGUACAGGAGUGUAACGCUGUCAGACAAGCACUACAAGAUCUCCUUACAGAAUACAUGAAUAAUUGUCGACCAAAGUUUCCUAUAAGGAAAACUCGAUUUAAGGCUGGUAGAGCAGAACCGAGUGAAGCACUGGACAGGGCUAUAGACAAUAUGCAAAAGAAGACCAAGGAUUUAAGAAGACAGUUACGUAAAGCAGUAGUUGAUCAUGUCUCGGAUUCCUUCCUGGAAACAAAUGUUCCUCUACUUGUACUGAUAGAAGCUGCUAAAGCUGGAGAUGAGAAAGGUGUAGAGGAAUAUGCCCAGGUGUUUGCUGACCAUGCUAAUAAACUUGUAGAGGUAAAUUAUCUCCCCUUAUUAUGUUUUUCUCGCCAGCAAAUAUUUAUUGGUAUAUUAAUUUUAUAUAUUUUAGAGAGUCAUAUAUUGGAGGAUGUGAAUCGCUGCGUGUUUGCUCUACAAGAGGGUGAUGCUGACACGUUAGAUCGUACAGCAGGAGCUAUACGAGGUCGUUCAGCACGUGUUUGUAAUGUUGUAUCAGCUGAGAUGGACAAUUAUGAACCAGGACCAUACACUGAUAGAGUCAUGGAAGCUGUUAUAUUACUGAGGGACCAAGUGAUGCCGAACUUUGCGGAGAAGGUAGAGAUUGCUGUAGACUGUCUCUCACAGAAUAUGCCAGAUAGAAUAGAUGAGAAUGAAUUUAUAGAUGCCAGUAGACUGGUAUAUGAUGGUGUUAGAGAUAUCAGACAGGCUGUGCUCAUGAACAGGACACCAGAAGAAUUAGAUACAGACACUGAUCUAGAAGAUGAAGCUGACCAUUAUGAUACCAGAAGUAGAUCAAGUUAUCAGACAGAUGUAGAUGAUCUACAAGGCAAAUCUGACAGAGCUUUGAUGAGAGAAUUACCACAAGAAGAGAGAGAACAAAUUCAGGCACAAUUUGAGAUGUUCAGAAUGGAGAAAGCCAAGUUAGAUAUGGAGGUAGCUAAGUGGGAUGAUAGUGGUAAUGAUAUUAUUGUCAUGGCUAAACAGAUGUGUAUGAUUAUGAUGGAGAUGACAGAUUUUACCAGAGGAAGAGGUCCAUUGAAAAGCACAAUGGAUGUAAUUAAUGCAGCAAAGAAAAUUUCUGAAGCUGGAACCAAAUUAGAUAAUCUUGCCACGAAAAUUGCUGAUCAGUGCCCAGAUUCAGCAUCAAAGAAAGAUUUAAUGGCUUAUCUACAGAGAAUAGCUUUAUAUUGUCACCAGUUAAAUAUCACCAGUAAAGUAAAGGCUGAUGUACAGAGUGUAGGAGGUGAACUUAUUGUAUCUGGGUUGGACAGUGCUACAUCAUUGAUACAGGCAGCUAAGAAUUUAAUGAAUGCUGUUGUUCUUACAGUCAAGGCUUGCUAUGUCGCAUCUACAAAGUAUAAACAAGCUGGAAAAACAAAUAUAGUAGCUUGGAAGAUGAAGCCCCCGGAGAAGAAACCAUUGGUGAGGAGAGAGGAUCCGAUAGAGUUCCGUGGCCGAAUCAGCAAGAGCGCUGGCAAGAAGAGAAUUGAACCAAUCAAAGCAUUGAAUGAAUUCCAGGAAGUAGACAUGGAUAGCUUUUGCUGAUUUAUAGUGCUCUGAUAGUAGUGAAUAGUUCUUUUGUUUAAAAUGCAAGUAUUUGUAUUGAAAGAUGGUUGCUUAGCAACAUAAUUGUCAUGUGUUGAAGAAAAGUACACAAUAACUUAUACUUACUAUAGACCAGACAUUGUCUACUCAAGAGAAAGGAAAGAUAAUAUUUCUGACUUUCUCUAUAAAAUUUAAAUAAACAGUUAAAGUUUGUUACCAUGGAAAUGUAUUGGACAUUCUAGCCAGGUAGCAUUUUUUUAGCGGACAUGAAAGAAAAAAAACUGAAACAAAUUUAAAGAGAUCUGAUAUUGGUUUAGGGUGUUUGUAAGAUAAAUCAUUUUAGCAUAUCAUAUUUAUUGAAAGCAUGACUUCAUUCUAUAUAUUUCUUUAAUCAUUUCUUAAAGUAUGUAAAUAAUUUCAUAUAUUUUUGUGCAAGCAUUUAUCAUAUGGUGAUAAUAGUAUCUGUUAGAACACACAAAUGUACAUACAAAUGCAAUAACUUUUUUUAUGUAUUUUUACUAACAGAAUUUUUUUACAUUUGAAAACACCACCAAAAAAAUUUUGUGAUUGAAUCAAAAUGAUUUCAGUAGUUAAAUUAAUAUUUCUAAUAUAGUUUUUGUAUCACAUGACAUCACUUGGUUUCUUUGAAAUAAAAUCAAAUCAUCAUGCAUUCUUUACGUAAUUAUUAAAUUUAAAUUAUACAACAAUUAUGUUACAUCAGCAUCAUUUGUUUUGAUGGUUUGCACCUGAAUCUGAAUUUACAGGAAAAAUGUAAUAAUAUAAUAUUGACAAUUGGUCAAGUAAAGAUAUAAAAUGUUGACAGAUUAAAAAGAAUGCUGGUACUAAAAUCUCUGACAUAUCACAACACUAUAUUUUGUCUAACACAGAUCUUGUUUGAAUAAUUGGUGAUUAAAAAAGAAUCUUGACAUUGGAUUUUAUUUUAUAUACAAAUGUAUGAAAUUUGCUCUGAAAAUGUUACUAAGCGUGUUAAAUUGAUUUGUAAAUGUUCAAUUUGAAAUAAUAAUUUGCCGGAUCAAAAACAUUUUAUAACAUAAUAUAAUUUCUUUUUUAUUGAACUUAACAAAUGUGUAUGUGAUGUGAUAAAUACACAACUUAUAUUGAAAACAAUAUUACAAUAUUAAUUGUAAGUUCUUCUAAUAGUGUGAGAAUACACAGAUACUUGUGUAACAUAUGAUUUUAUCAUAUUUUUUCUUCUAUUAACAUGUGUAACAUAUGAUUUUAUCAUAUAUUUUUUCUUCUAUUAACAUAGACAUUUAAGAAUUUACAACAAUAUCAUUCCACACUGGGUUGUCUAAAGGCUUAAGAAAGGAAGCCCAACUUCUUUAUCGUAACUGAUACAGUUUGUGUACAUCUAUAGUUGCUUUUGUGCCACUAAACAAUUACAGUUUCUAUAUUUUCUGUUAAUAAAUGUUGAUCUAAGACAUAUUUAUAUGUUUUAUGAAAUAGAACACCUGUCAUGUCAGUCUGUUUCUAUAUUGUGUGUAUUUUGGGGUUGUAAUUAUUGUGUCGAUUUUUUUUUACAUAAACAAUUAUUUUUACCAUGUUUAUAUUAUAUAUAGUAUACAAGUUUAUGCUUCCAAGUUGUGACACAUUUGUUUUAUACACAUUUGUUUUGUUAUGUAAAUGUUU
Molecule: messenger RNA, 4379 nt
Organism: Ruditapes philippinarum (Manila clam)
Lineage: Eukaryota; Metazoa; Mollusca; Bivalvia; Venerida; Veneridae
Product: catenin alpha-like
Exons: 20
Coding region: 174-2729 (851 amino acids)
Biological process (GO): cell-cell adhesion; cell migration
Cellular component (GO): adherens junction; catenin complex
Molecular function (GO): beta-catenin binding; cadherin binding; actin filament binding
Source: RefSeq, a predicted model, not a curated record